GGGACAGACGCGUCGCGAAUUCACACGCCUUGUGACACGAACCUUAUUCCGAAACGCAUGCGAUUCUGUUAUCCGGUUCUAGUUCGGUGAACAAUGUGUUAGGAAUUAGGACCGACUUUAAAAAAAAUUGAAAAAUUGUGGUUGAAUUUAUGGAAAAUUUAAUGAAACUUUAAGUGGAUGAUGUUUAUUUGAAGUUUAGAAUGACUGUUAUAAGUGCCUGCGGCGGAGGGUGGCGGGUGACGGCGUUGUCGCGGCAGCGAAGCACGGUCCCGAGAUGAGCGGCGCGCUGAACGCUCUACCGCCGCCGCCGCCGUCGCCGACGCCACCGCCGCCAUCGCAGCCACCGCUGUCCGCUGCCGAAGCUCUCUCCUCGCUGCUGUGGCAGCCGUACGAGUGCCGGUCGCCGCCCCUUGCGCGCUCCCGCACCGAUGGCGCGCUCGCGAGCUCGACUCGCUUUGGCGUCGGCGGGGGGGACACCGCGUGCAUUCCCCAGUCGCCGAACGGCGGUCGUCAUGCGCGCGCGUCGUAUCGUGCGAUCACACUGCGCCACGAGAUGCGGCUGCCCGUGCCGGCGCCAGCUCCGCUGCGCAAGUCGGACUCGGUCUCGGUGCGCGUUUCGGGGGAGCCGAGCCGACAGAACGUGUCUAAUGUGAACAUAGUGCAGGUGCAGGAUGCGCCCACCAGUUGUAAUGUGAACAGUGCCGUGCAGACCGACCGCGAGAGGAGUGUGGCGAGCGCCGAAUGUCAAACCGAGGAGCCGACGCGCAGGAGGCGCGUGCGGCGCCCGCGCCCGCCGCGGGUGCCGGAGCUGCUGGAGAGCGUUCCGCCGCCGCCGUACAGUACGCUGCCGCCGCAGCAGCCACCACCGCCGCCACCUCACGCGCCGCAUGCGCCGCACGCACACCCGCACCCGCACCCUGUGCCGGUGCCGGUGCCAGUGUCGGUGCCCGUCCAUCCCCCGCCUGCGCCGAUCAUCGCGCCGCAUCCAUCCGCACACCGAUACCCUUUCCAGCCGAUUCCACUCAGAUCUGGCAGAGGAGCCGCGUACGCGUGUUCGGAAGCGGAUGGUAACGCGCCCAAGUCGUGCUGCGGCCGGCCGCCGCUGCGGCUCUGUGUUCUGUUCCUCGGCGUGGUCGGGGCUUGCCUGGUAGCAGCCGGGGCCGUGCUCGGCGCUCUCAGGCCGCACCCUAGAGCCCCCCUCACACUGUUACUACUCAUGAUAGGUAUAGGAGUAGUAUUGGUAACAGCGGCGGGGCUCGCGUGGCGGCUCGGUGCAAGAGACGCUCCCUGCGCCUUGCUGGGGCUGCGACGCGCGUCUUGUCGUCGGCUGGUGCCGCGCCUGCCGCCCAGCUACGCGCGCCCGCACCAUCCGUACGCGGCCAUGCUCUACCCAGAGUUUCAGUAUCGACCACCGCCGCCGACAUACCAGGCUUCUAUGCAGGAGUAUAGGUUGAGGUUGCUUCUGUUAGACCGGAGCGCGCCGGCGGUCUCCCCGCCCCCCACCUACAGGUCCAAUUCAGCCAGUCUAGUCAGCAGAGGGUCAACAGGUGCAGCGUGGUGCGGCUCCGAGUACAGCGGUCCUCCUUCAUACCGCGCGCCCCGCGUCGAUCCCCCCGUUACUGUCACCGACACUCUCCCAACCAUCACACCGCUCGACCUCAAGUACUCCGACGACACUAUCGAAACUCUACCCAAGCCCACAGAACAAGAAAAAGAUCCCGAUCAUCAUCUCGUCACCAUAGUUCACACCGAGGCACAACCAGUUAUAGUAACUGUCUCAGGAUCAACAGCACUCAACGAAACCCACACUCAACCACCUUCAGAAAUUGAUAUACUGGCGCACUUAUAACGAACCACGUCAGGUAGUAUAAUGAAUGAAUCACUUCGGUCGAAAUUACUGUCUUUCCCUGGGGACAAGACAGAAAUUGAUUGAUAAAAGUGAAUGAAUUAAGUGGAACAGACUGAAUCAAUCCGGGGCUUACAUCGAUCAAGCCGAUUUAAGAUUAGAUUCUUUCUUUUGUCAGGUACAAGCAAUAGAUUUCGGAAGGCUUGUGAAUGCAACAACGAUUAAAGUGAUUAAUAGAAUGAAGAUUUUUGUGGGUAAUGGACUAGUGAUUUAACGUGAGCGCUCAAGAAAAUAUAGGAAUGUGUUAUUUGUUGCACGUUAAAUAGAAAAGACAAUUUUUACCAUAUAAAAAAAGUUAUAAUGAAAUUUAAUCUCAGAAAAUAAAUGGCUUUUAAUUAAUAAAUCAUGGUGUAACAAGAAGCUCACUAUACUUGAAGUAUAUUUUAACGUAAUGGUUUUGAGUACCUUAUUUCUUCGUAGUUAGGUUUAUGUGUAAAUAUUUAAAAGCACUGACAUGUUAUAUUCGUUUACGUAGUGAUAUUAUUUAACAUAAUAUGUGCCGUGUAUAUAAACGAUGUUACAAAUUACGCUAGAAUAAGUACGCAUUAUUGCAGUUGCAUGUUGCGAGUGUAAUCGAUUUAAUCCAAACCAAAUCCUUCACCGAGAUGUACAACGUAAUAACCUGUUAUACCGUGUAGUGCCAACAUUUAAAGCUGUAAAUAAAUUAAUUUGUACAAAUAAUAUUUCCUCCUUCGCUUAUUCAUUUGCUUCGGGAAUAAUUGUACUUUAUUUGCCAUUAUAAUUCGGUUGGCAAACAUCCUGUUGGCUACCAAAAAUAUUUUAUAUUUAUAAUUUAUGUAAUCUUAUGUUGGGAUAUCUUCGAUUAAAUUAUAUGACAUUUAUAUUAAUGGUGAUUUAGUAAACGUAAAGAUUUUUGCAAUUUUGUUAUUAUUUAUUUUUUGUUUUACCGAAUAUUAGUAACAAAAUGCUGUUCUAAGUCUGUUUUGGGUCUCUUCAAGCAUAUUGAUAUUAACCUGGUUUAUAUUAUUCCAAUGCUCAGCAGAGUUGAGGCCUACAUACCUCAAAAUUCAAAUGGGGAUAUAUCAGUCUGCUAUGUACAAGAUGACCGACUAAACUAUUUAAGUUCUUGUCUGGUACCUAUUCUGCGAACUUCAAAGUGAACACCUCUCAUUAAUAUUAUGUAUUUAGUUAAAUCGUAGCUGCGACACACGAUCACAUAUAUGUGGUUACUGUUAGUAUUGUAAUAUAUUAUAAUUAGAUUAUAACGAAAUGUAAUUAAUGAUGUACAUAACUUUAUAUGUAAUAUAAGAAAUAAAGAUCUUUAGUGAAA
Messenger RNA from Manduca sexta (tobacco hornworm), 3197 nucleotides. Its product is annotated as formin-like protein 7. The coding region runs from base 275 to 1849 and encodes 524 amino acids. The transcript is spliced from 6 exons. Lineage: Eukaryota; Metazoa; Arthropoda; Insecta; Lepidoptera; Sphingidae. The record is from RefSeq and is a predicted model, not a curated record.